AAGUAAACGCAACGUGCGGAGAAGUGUGAAUUGAAGUAAUUUUGGCAUUGGUGUAUCAGUCAUGCCCCUUAAUUUCUAGUUUACGUUGAAUCAGCGGAGACGCAAAAAACAAGUGAAAGAGAAAGAAAGAGAAAGAGCAUAUAUAGGCUGCUCCAUUUUUUCCCUUUUAAAGAUAUUUUCUUUUUUCCCAUUUCCCUUCCUUCUUCUACAACUUAGGGUUUCUUUCUUCCUUCCUUCCUUCCUUCUCCUUUUUAUGUGUGAGAGUUGAUUUGAUGUUGAACUAUAUUUUUGGAUUUUCUGUGGAAUCUUGGUGCUAGAAAGGAGAAGUAAGCUCGAAUUUGAGGGUUUUGACCUAUCCCUGUUGAAAAAAGGUUAACUGCAUUUUUUGGGUUAGCAGAAAGGUGAUUGAUUGAUCAGGUUUUGAUUUCUAGGUGUUUCCGCUAUGCCAACAUCCUGGGCUGAUUCGGUUUCUGCAGCCGAUAAUCUGGCUUCUGCUGCUCGACCCAAGUCAUCGUAUGUUCCACCACAUCUCAGGAACAGGCCUACUUCAACGGAUCCUCCUCCACAGGCUUCCUACGCUGGGCCUGCUGCAUCCAGUCAGGAACAAAGUGGUUAUGGUGGCCCAAAUGUAGGUGGAAAUCGUUGGAGUGGUCCAAGGAAUGAUUUCCGAUCUGGUUAUAGUGGUGGAGGAGGCCGUGUUGGUGGCUGGAAUAACAGAACAGGUGGUUGGGAUCGUGGGAGGGAGCGGGAAGCUAACCCCUUUGUAGAUGAUGAUGUUGAAAGCUUUGUUGAAACAGAGAAUUCUGGGAUCAACUUUGAUGCAUACGAGGAUAUUCCUGUGGAGACGAGUGGGGAAAAUGUACCCCCUCCUGUGAACACUUUUCUUGAGAUUGAUUUAGGUGAAGCUGUCAACCAAAAUAUUAGGAGAUGCAAGUAUGUUAAACCAACCCCUGUGCAAAGGCAUGCUAUACCAAUUGCACUUGCUGGUAGAGAUUUGAUGGCUUGUGCUCAGACUGGUUCUGGAAAAACAGCUGCUUUCUGCUUUCCCAUCAUAAGUGGAAUAAUGAGGGGCCAAUUUCCAAGACCUCCUCGUCCGCGUGUGGCAUUUCCGCUGGCUCUUAUUCUUUCUCCCACAAGGGAGCUCUCAUGCCAAAUUCAUGAUGAAGCUAAGAAAUUUGCAUAUCAGACGGGUGUCAGGGUGGUUGUUGCUUAUGGUGGUGCUCCCAUAAACCAACAGCUUCGAGAGCUAGAGAGAGGAGUGCAUAUUCUUGUGGCAACACCUGGACGGUUAGUUGAUUUACUUGAGAGAGCUAGAGUCUCGUUACAGAUGAUAAGGUACUUGGCUCUAGAUGAGGCAGAUCGAAUGCUUGAUAUGGGUUUCGAACCUCAAAUAAGGAAAAUUGUGCAACAAAUGGACAUGCCUCCACCUGGUGUAAGACAGACAAUGCUAUUCAGUGCCACUUUUCCCAGAGAGAUUCAGAGACUGGCAUUGGAUUUUCUUUCAAACUAUAUCUUCUUGGCUGUGGGAAGGGUUGGCUCUAGUACUGAUCUGAUUGUUCAGCGAGUUGAAUAUGUUCAGGAGACUGACAAGAGAAGCCACUUGAUGGAUCUUCUUCAUGCACAGAGGGCAAAUGGUGCUCAUGGCAAGCAAGCUCUUACCCUUGUUUUUGUCGAGACGAAAAAAGGAGCUGAUUCAUUGGAGCAUUGGCUUUGUAUGAACGGUUUCCCUGCUACUGCUAUUCAUGGCGAUAGAACUCAGCAGGAAAGAGAAUACGCUCUGAGAUCCUUCAAAAGUGGUAAUACACCAAUCUUGGUUGCUACGGAUGUGGCAGCACGUGGUCUUGAUAUACCCCAUGUUGCUCAUGUUGUCAACUUUGACAUUCCAAAUGACAUUGAUGAUUAUGUCCACCGUAUUGGAAGAACAGGGCGAGCAGGAAAAUCAGGUUUAGCAACAGCCUUCUUUAACGAGAACAAUUCUUCAGUGGCAAGAGCACUGGCUGAUCUGAUGCAAGAAGCAAACCAAGAAGUACCUGUUUGGCUCUCUCGCUAUGCUGCUCGGUCUACACAUGGAGGCGGCAAAAAUCGUCGUGGUGGAAAUCGUUUUGGCGGCCGUGAUUUCCGAAAAGAUUCCUCUUUCAAUCGAGGGGUCACAGACUACUACGGUGGGGCCAAUAUGAGCAGAGGCUAUGGUGCACCCGGUGGAUAUCCUGCACCCUAUAGUGGUGCUGUGACUAGUGCCUGGGACUAACCAGCCACAUUUUUGCCUCCAAUUUGCCUAUUCAGAUAUAGUUUCAAUUUUGCAGUAUCAGAUAUAUCUCUACUCACUUUAGUAUCUACUCCUUAUUUCGCUCCUUUUUGUAAGUUUCCGAUGUUUCAUACUCUGAAGUCUUCGCUGCAAUGGUGGUUUUGGGUUGCUGUGACAUAGUUAGGGCUCGACGGGGAUGUGUAAAUCUUGGCAGGGGGUGGUGAAUACUUACCUACUAACAGAUUUAGGAUUUACUUUACCUUGCUUAACUUCUCCCUUUGCUUUCUUCCCUCUGCUUUUAACAUUUUGGUCGGUCUCGGGUAUCGGGGAGAGUCUGUGUUUCUGCCAGCAAUUGAUUUAUAUGUCUCUUUAGGUGUAUUCUUUUAUCAGCCAAAUGUAUUAGUUGUAGAUUUCAACUACAGGGAGAGAGCCCUUUUAGUUAUGUUCAACUCUAAUCACUGUUGUAAUGUUUCCAAGUUUUGUACUACUUUAAUGUGUUGUUGUUAUGUUUGCUUUUU
This is a messenger RNA of Capsicum annuum, 2763 nucleotides long. RefSeq names its product DEAD-box ATP-dependent RNA helicase 37. Gene Ontology annotation, cellular component: nucleus. The transcript has 7 exons. The record is from RefSeq and is a predicted model, not a curated record. The coding region runs from base 443 to 2248 and encodes 601 amino acids. Gene Ontology annotation, molecular function: RNA helicase activity; ATP binding; RNA binding. NCBI's taxonomy places the organism in Eukaryota, Viridiplantae, Streptophyta, Magnoliopsida, Solanales, Solanaceae.